Drosophila busckii is the source of this 1971-nucleotide messenger RNA. Its product is annotated as protein odr-4 homolog. Gene Ontology annotation, biological process: intracellular protein localization. The transcript is spliced from 5 exons. Bases 216 to 1697 code for a protein of 493 amino acids. Gene Ontology annotation, cellular component: endomembrane system. NCBI's taxonomy places the organism in Eukaryota, Metazoa, Arthropoda, Insecta, Diptera, Drosophilidae. The record is from RefSeq and is a predicted model, not a curated record.
AAAUUUAAACAAACAAAUCUUAAAUAUUUGAGCCCAACCUUGGCGGCAUUCGUAUGUUCUUAUUGGAACGUGAUAAAUUUAUCGCUUUCGACUCCAAGCUGGUCACACUGAUUUAUAAACAGCUGAUAGGCAUUCGCAUGUUUUACAUGUUGUCAAUCACUUGGAUACAAACACAAACCGUAAUAAUACAAUCUUUUGUAAAAUAAACAUUUAUAAUGCGCACAGUUCUGUUGAGCAAAUCCGAUCAGCUAUACCUGGAGAAGUGCGCGCAGGAGCAUAGCUUCUCGUAUGGCAUAAUAAUUGGACACCAAGCUGAUCUCACCAAAAGCAUUGUUGUGCACUUAGCACGGAAUAGCGAGGAGGACGCCGACUUGGAGGACUUAAAUGAUGUACGAUUAACAAUUCGAGACAUAAAUUCCCAGGCGUUGGCCUCUCAAUGGCUCAGCGCCAGUAAAAUGUGCCCCGGCUCCUUUGAUGUUCUAGGCAUAUUUGUAUCCUCUGUGCAUCCCGAGGUCUCAAAGGACAACAAUGAGGAACUAAAGAAUGCCAAGAAACUAUUUUCCGAUGUUUACGAUUUGUUACUUAAGAGUAACAGCUCGUUCGGAGUUUACACCACUGACGUGGCACAGACGGAUUAUGUGUUUUUAUCCUACUGUUUAAGCAACCGGAGUCUCAUUUGCAAGAAUUACACCUAUGGAAACGGCGGUACUUUCUCGACAAUGGAGCAUCGCUUUGUAGAGAAGCCCUUUGAGUGGAUACAGUUAGAAUGCAAUUAUGAUCUGGACGAUGUCAUACCGAUUCUCGAUCCUGCGAGGCGCAUUAACAUAGAAGAACAAUUUCAAAACAUAAUAUUCACAGUGCGUAAAUAUCUAAUUGCCAGCGAGGUGUUCAUCCAAAAUGAAAUCGUCGAGGAUACCAUCGAUCUGCAGACCUACAUGAAGAAUAAAAAUCUCAACGACGAUAAGCGCAAAUCUACUUCGAGCAGCAGCAGCACUACAUCCGUUACUCCCACAGCAGCAAUGCGGUCUUCGGCAAUGCAUCUUCUUGCGGCCAACGAAGCCGGGAAUGGAAAUGUAAUCCGCGCAAGCAUUGUGCUGCCCCUCAAGUGUCAAUUGAAUAACCAAAGCGACAUCAAGGUUCGCGAGUACAAUGGAACUUUACGGAUGAGCGGGAUUAUAUUUUCUCGCAUCUACUGCAAUUCCAGAAACAGCAUUGCAGACUUGAAGCGCUUUCUGCGUGAUGACGUACUGCGCUCACUCAUUACACGAAUUCAAGUCUAUUGCGACGGUCUUACCGAUCCGCACGUCACUAACGAAGCACUGUACAUAAGCGAGCCACCGCGGCGUGUUUUCUUUAGUCUGCCCACAGAGGGUGGCAAAGGCAACGCGACGAGCAGUGCAGUUCAGUUCUCGGAGUAUUUGUUUCGAGGAGAAGCCCCCACAGUAGCCGUUGCCCAAGCGAAACAAAUACUCGACGUUGAGCUUGACCCGGAGACUAUUUCUUUAGACGCUGAAGGACUGCCGGAUGACAAUUUUACAAAUAGUCAGCCAGAUACGGAAACAACAGAGGAUACACAUAGUCUAACAAGCUCAAUGCCAAAGCGGGAGCUAUCGCGAAGUCUUUACAUGGUUGGCAUUGCAGUUGCUCUAUUAGUCCUGCUUGCCUCAAUGGCAUUGCAUUAUGCGAUGACCGGAUAGUGGCAAUAUGCAGCUGAGCUGCUCCUUCUUAUUUCGCUUACAAACAACAAUUUGACUUGUUGCUACACCUGCAAAUGCAGAUAACUUCUACUUGUGAUUAUUUGUUUUUUUAUUACCUUUAUACAUAUAAACAAUCGUGUAUUUAUACUCGUAUUAAGGAGAAGUUUUAACGUGUCACGUUAUAUUGUUGUCUUGAGUAGAAAAGGUCCCGAACGUGCUGCAUUUAAUACCUACUUAUAUAUAUAAUAAACUAAAAUGAUGAUAUUUGCACGAG